Messenger RNA from Lentinula edodes (shiitake mushroom), 2336 nucleotides. Its product is annotated as NUC169 domain-containing protein. The record is from RefSeq and is a predicted model, not a curated record. Gene Ontology annotation, molecular function: protein binding; ribonucleoprotein complex binding. Gene Ontology annotation, cellular component: PeBoW complex; preribosome, large subunit precursor. Bases 12 to 2240 code for a protein of 742 amino acids. The transcript has 8 exons. Lineage: Eukaryota; Fungi; Basidiomycota; Agaricomycetes; Agaricales; Omphalotaceae. Gene Ontology annotation, biological process: maturation of LSU-rRNA from tricistronic rRNA transcript (SSU-rRNA, 5.8S rRNA, LSU-rRNA); ribosome biogenesis.
AAAGAAUCGUUAUGACUAUUCAGGCUCGAAGUUCAAAAAAAAGAAAGCAACAUGGUCAAGACGAGUCAGCCGAUACCUUCAAUGAAGCUGUCAACCUAGAGAUGCUCAGCGAUGAAGAGGACAGGGAGGACGUUGAGUCGGACAACGGAGAGGUGGACGAGUUUCCCGAGAUAGAUGCUGGUAGCGACGAAAGCGGCGAAGAGGACGAGACUUAUGAGAGCGAAGAAGAUACCGGGGCUAGUGAAGAAGGAAGCAGCAGCAGCUCGCAUGAACAGCUGCACAUUUUUCCAGAAGCGAAGACUAUCGUCUCAGACAUAACUGGUCAAGAAAAACGCGUAUAUCCUGAAAUAGAGCCAGAUUAUGAUUCUGAUUCCUCAACUGAAGAUACGCCAAAUCGAGUGGGGGACAUCCCGAUGCAUUGGUAUGAUGACUUACCUCACGUUGGCUACGAUAUGGAUGGCAAAAGAGUCCUAAAACCCGCUCGUGGUGAUGAGCUGGACCGUUUUCUUAAGACCGUCGAGGAUCCGAACUCUUGGACCUCUGCAUUCGACAAAAAGGCCCAGGCCGACAAACCUCUCACAGCUGAGGAGCUUGACAUUAUCCGCAGAUUAUAUGCGAACGAAAAUCCCGAUGCUAAUUAUGACCCGUACGAACCACUGACUGAAUGGUUCACUGGUCCAGGGAAAGAGGAAAUUAUGCCUCUCACAGCUGCCCCUGAACCGAAAAGACGUUGGAUUCCCAGUAAAUGGGAGCAUAAAAAGGUGAUGAAAAUCGUCCGUGCAAUCAGACAGGGUCGAAUAUUGCCAAAUAGAACCAAAAACACAUCUCAGCCACUAUUCUACUCUAUAUGGGGUGAUAGUUCCUCUUCAAAUGCUCCCCCACUGCCUGCUCCAAAACCGUCAUUGCCUACCAACUCCGAAUCAUACAAUCCACCUGAGGAGUAUCUUCCAACAGAAGAGGACAAGAGGCAAUGGGAAGAGACAGAUCCAGAGGAUCGCGAGCAUGAUUAUCUUCCACAGAAAUAUUCUGCGCUGCGACUUGUUCCAGGAUACGAGCGUUUCAUUAAAGAUCGCUUUAACCGCCAACUUGAUCUGUACAUGGCGCCUCGCGUCCAACGGGUCAAGUUGAACAUAGAUCCCAACUCCUUGAUACCCAAACUUCCAAGCCCUAGUAGCUUGAAGCCUUUCCCAACGUACAAAUCUCUUCAAGUUGUGCACACACACAUUGCACGAUGUAUCAGUGUCAGUCCAGAUGGUGCUUGGGUUGUUAGCGGGGACGAGGGCGGGGUUGUCAGGUUGUGGGAGGUGAAUGUAGGACGAGAGGUCAGGAAAUGGAAAUUCGACGGAAAGAUAGGAUCCAUUGAAUGGUGCCCCAGAACAGAUGUCAGCUACUUCGUUGUCGGCACCGAUGACAUGCUGCACUUCCUCAUUCCACCCAACUUACCAGCCUCCAUCCUGCAGCUCACUCAGAGUACUUUGGCCCCGAGUACAUUACCUCCUCCCCCUGAAACGCCAUCACCUGUGAAGUGGUCAACUCCCUCCAGCAACACAUGGACAGACGAGACUGCUGUCCUAACCAUUCAUCUACCUCCUUCAUCUGGUCUUCCGACCCAGAUCACUUGGCACCGCCGAGGAGAUUAUCUGGCUUCUGUUUCUAUCGGUGGUAGUCAAGGAGCUGUUUGGAUUCAUCAGGUGUCUCGGAGACAUUCUCAAGCUCCGUUCAAGAAGGUGAGAGGGAAGGUACAGCUAGUUCUCUUCCAUCCCAUGAAGCCUUGCUUCUUUGUCGCCACCCAACAAUAUGUCAGGAUGUACAACCUAUCUGAGCAGAAGUUAUUAAAAACACUUCAGCCUGGAAUCAAAUGGAUUUCUUCAAUGGAUGUUCAUCCGUCAGGAGAUCACCUCAUUGUCGGAGGCUACGACAGGAAAUUAUGCUGGUUUGACUUAGAGCUCAGUGACAAGCCGUAUAAAGUCCUUCGUUACCAUACAAGGGCUAUCCGCUCCCUGCACUUUCAUCCAACAUACCCGCUAUUCGCGUCGUCUUCGGAUGACGGGGCCAUCCAGAUUUUCCAUUCUAGAGUGUAUAAUGAUUUAAUGACGGACCCCCUCAUAGUUCCCCUGAAAAUUCUUCGUGGGCAUGAGAUUACGAAAGGUCUAGGUGUUCUUCAAGUUAAGUGGUGCAGUCGGCAUCCUUGGCUUGUUAGUGGAGGUGCGGACGGUGCUGUCAACGUAUGGUGUAGUUAAUUUCUUUGUAUGCAUGUUGAGCUUGCUAUCUUUGCGAUAUCUCCUGAUACACAUAUCUCCGUUGGAAAAUACGAUUCACGCUCCACGCCGGUCGAG